UCCCAGCACUAGCGACAAAUAAAAACGGAACAGUAGUGCAUAACUCAAACAUAAUCAUAGUAUACUUUUUUUGAAUCACGAUGAAUUCCAACGAAAAGCCAUUUCCGUGUAAAAUCGAGGGCUGCAAGCUGAGUUUCGUUACGGAAGAUCGUCUUAAUGUGCACCAGAAGAAGCAUGACAUGUUACUCAACCUAGAGAUUCCCAACAAAUCCAAUCUCUUCGCCGAUCAGACCCCAACCCCAACUAGGCUGAUUGGGAAAUGUGAAGAAGUGGGAUUAUUCGAGGAUCUACAGCAUGUUAAUCCAUUCGAUGAGACGUUCCGAAGGGCAGUCGAGGAAAAAAGUACUGGUGUUGUCGAGAAAGAGGGGCAAAAUACUCCAGCGGUAGCUGUAGGAAGGGGAGACGAUACUCUUCAUACUCCACAUGUGUUCCCACUAUUGGAACGGCGUGAAAGUAUAAAGCAAAAAAAUAACAAUCUUUCUAAACUAGUUAUCUCCAGAAGCAGUUCACGGAAGGAGGAAACUUUGGCGUCGGAUGGAGAUGUAAGAGACGUGACAAGCCAAUCGAUACAGUCUAAUAUCCUAGAAACUAUACAUAAAAGGAAGAUACAACAACAGCACCAUAGCAGCAAAAGAAAGGGAAAUACAUUCGUAAAAAUCCUUCCGAAGACGGCACCAACUCCACAAUCUGUGAUAAAUCCUCGUACCGAAAGUAACAAACCAUCGUUAGAUAUCAAUAAUAUGAAUACAGCGAAAAUCAAGUUGAAGGAACAUUUAGUAAAAAAUGUUGCAGCUACCGGAAGAGCAAACGAAACAGUAACAGUAAAGCCUAUGGUUGUUCACGAAACCGAACUAAUUUGUCGUGUACCUAAGGAAUUGAAGUCUUCAGUCGAAACAAAUCAAGUGCAAAAUAAUGAAAAAGAAAAACUACAAAAGCAUGAGAGAUGGAAAGCAGCUGCUAAACGUUAUAGAACUCGGGUAAAACAAAGUCAGAACAUAUUACACCGCAAGAACAUUGAGCUGGAAGAGGAAAAUCAUCGGUUGAAGACGGAAAUUUUUCGUUUGAAGAAUGCUUUGUCGCUACAUAAAGAUUGCUCGGUGACGAGGGCUUUGCUAUUGCAGAGUAGUUCGCACGUUUCUGGUUCAUCCAAAAGUGAUAAGAGUCGUAUAGUAAUUCAAGAGCAACAGCAUACUAUGUUUGUUAACAUUCCCAAGAGACGUCCGGCUACAACAGAAAUUGUAGAUCGUCAUGUGAUUGAUAGAGGUCCUGUAUAUAUCAUAGUGGAUGGUACUGGAGUAGUGGAAUCGGCCGAUACCGGUAUACGCUUUGCGAAACAUGUUUGACUCAAUUGUUCGAUUUGUUAUGUGCAUAAUAAACUUGCGUAGUUUUCAUUAGUCCGUGCCGAAUAGCACGUGUUGGUUGUA
Molecule: messenger RNA, 1424 nt
Organism: Toxorhynchites rutilus septentrionalis
Lineage: Eukaryota; Metazoa; Arthropoda; Insecta; Diptera; Culicidae
Gene: Atf-2
Product: cyclic AMP-dependent transcription factor ATF-2
Exons: 2
Coding region: 81-1343 (420 amino acids)
Biological process (GO): regulation of transcription by RNA polymerase II
Molecular function (GO): cAMP response element binding; DNA-binding transcription factor activity, RNA polymerase II-specific
Source: RefSeq, a predicted model, not a curated record